UUAUUAUACAGAAGGUUGCUGGCUCUUGGGGAAGUACCAAAACGUAAUGGAAAUAAGUUCCCACGUGCUGCGAAUAUGAUGAGGAUGAAAUACAAUUGCGAACUGGAGGCCGGCGCCCUUGAUCAGGCGCGACUGUGUAGCAACACCGGUUCUGGCUUUGGAGGUUCAAAUUUUGGUGAGAAUAUAGCACAAAUAAACAGAAGUGCGUUUCCCACAAAAUUAGAGGCCAUCAGAAAGGCUAUCUCAAACUGGUGGAAACAAAGCAGAGGGCCUGUUAAUAUUGGUCCAAAUGUCUACUAUAGAUCAAAACAUAUAAGUGCAGCAGCUCAAUUUGCCCAAAUGGCAUGGCAUGAUGUUGAUCAAGUUGGCUGUGGGAUUGCAGAAUGUAAUGGUUUUCAUUCCGUUGUUUGUCAUUAUUCACCGCAAGGGGUAACCGUUGAACAACAAAUAUAUCGACCUGGCGCACCAUGCAGUGCAUGUCCAGGUGGAACCACCUGCACGGAAGGAGCCCUUUGUAACUGA
Molecule: messenger RNA, 522 nt
Organism: Strongylus vulgaris
Lineage: Eukaryota; Metazoa; Nematoda; Chromadorea; Rhabditida; Strongylidae
Source: the annotation of a GenBank genome assembly